Eucalyptus grandis is the source of this 1081-nucleotide messenger RNA. RefSeq names its product splicing factor, arginine/serine-rich 19. The transcript is spliced from 2 exons. Lineage: Eukaryota; Viridiplantae; Streptophyta; Magnoliopsida; Myrtales; Myrtaceae. The record is from RefSeq and is a predicted model, not a curated record. Bases 182 to 649 code for a protein of 155 amino acids.
GAGAAGAAGAGAGGAGGGGGGGGGGUUCAUCGUCGUUUAAGAAGAGGCGGUUGGUGGUGGAUAAAUCGCUCCUCCUCCCCGAGCCACGACAAGGAGAAACCUCGCGACUCGCCCCGACUCGCCGGUAGCCGACUCCCGCAGCGAGGCCGGGAGGCAUUCCGCGAUUCCCGAGCCGGUUCCGAUGGCGUCGCCGUCGCUGAAUCUCUUCCUGGCGUCGCGUCCGACGAUUCCUUCUCUAGCCCCGCCGCCGCCGCCGCUGGAGAGAGCUCAGCCUUCCGGCUCGGCUUGUUGUCGGCGGAGCUGUGUCGUCCGGGGCUCUUUCCCCGUGGCCGCCCUGAGGUUUCCCCGUGGAGCGGCGGCGGCGGCCUCGGUCGGCGGCGGUAACCGGCGGUCGCGGAGUCAGAUUGUGAGGAUGGCCCCGGAGGAAGAGAAGAUGACUCGCCGCUCUCCUCUCGAUUUUCCGAUCGAAUGGGAGAGACCAAAGCCAGGACGGAGACCAGAUAUAUUCCCGCAGUUCAGCCCAAUGAAAACACCAUUACCACCUCCGUUGCCAGCAGAUCCCCCUGAAGAAGAUGAGGAGGAGGAAGAGAAGAAAGAGGAAGAAGAAGAAGACCCAGAACAGGAGGAAACAGAGAAACCAGAAAGUUAAUGAGGCGGGUAAGGAGGAGGCUCAUGCGCAUCUUUUGCAACGACUUUGGUGGUUUCGAGUUUUCCAGUAGCCGUUGCAGAUCCUGCUGAUUUUGUAGUGGAUGUUGGAAUAGUUGGUAGAGUGAGCGAAAGCUCGAGUUUUAUUUAUUGCCAGAAGCAUAAAUCUUUUGGUCGAGUAUGCAAAAUCAUUGCUCUUGUGUUGUGACUCAGAUAUGCAAUCUUAUGUGAGUAAACUUCACAUGGUUUUAAUUUAUUCUUACGUUUGUAGUUUUGUACAAACAGAAAUAAUCCGGCUGAGGAUUUAGGGUGCGAGUGCACCAUUGUCUUUUUUGUCUUUGUUAACGUGAGAAGAUUUUCGAGAGAGAGGGAGAGGGAUGCCCCAGGAGUUGGUUUUCACAUGGUGUAUUGUUCCCAAUGAAGAAAGUUUCUUAUU